Messenger RNA from Aedes aegypti (yellow fever mosquito), 1275 nucleotides. Its product is annotated as mannose-P-dolichol utilization defect 1 protein homolog. Bases 176 to 940 code for a protein of 254 amino acids. Gene Ontology annotation, biological process: oligosaccharide biosynthetic process. The record is from RefSeq and is a predicted model, not a curated record. Lineage: Eukaryota; Metazoa; Arthropoda; Insecta; Diptera; Culicidae. The transcript has 3 exons.
UUCGACGUCACGUCACGUCUUCUUGAUUGACACGUCUGUUUUCUCGGCCUUGCUUGCCUUUCGCCGGUUUUGAGUUCCGACAGCAGCAGCAGAAUAAUUACGGGCAUAAAUCCCUGACAAUUUUAGUUAUUUUGUUAUCAGGAGCAGUGAGUUAAAGAUAGAAAAAACCCGCACUAUGACAGAAUACGCAAAGCAAUUUAUGCUGCUUCUGAUGAACGAAAAAUGUUACGACAAUUACUUCGUAGACUUUGACUUCUUCGAUGGCGAUUGCUUCAAAGCGCUGCUCAGCAAAGGAUUGGGAAUUGGCAUCAUUGCUGGAUCGGUACUGGUGAAGGUUCCCCAAAUCACCAAAAUUUUGGCAAACAAAUCGGCCAAAGGCAUCAACCUCUUCAGCGUUUGUUUGGAUCUGUUUGCCAUCACUAUCCACAUGGCAUACAGUUUCGUAAGUGAAUUCCCCUUCAGUGCCUGGGGAGAUACAUCCUUCCUGGCCUUGCAAACAGCGAUGAUUGCUUUCCUGGUUCUGCAUUUCGGAGGAGCUCCCGCCAAGGCAGUCGCUUUCGGGGCGGUUUAUUCCGCGGUCACAUACGUUUUGAUGGGAGGCCUCACACCGUUGAAAUACCUUUUGAUUGCCCAAGGGUUUAAUGUUCCUAUUCUGCUGCUGGGAAAACUGUCACAGGCAUUUACCAACUACAAGAACGGAAGCACUGGCCAAUUAUCGGCUGUGACUUGCUUCAUGUUGCUGGCUGGCUCAUUGGCACGAAUCUUUACAUCGAUCCAAGAAACCGGCGAUCAAAUGAUGAUUAUCACUUACGGAUGCUCAUCGUUUGCCAAUGCAGUUAUCGUAAUGCAACUGCUCUACUACUGGAACUCGGACAAAAAAUCGUCCGGAAAAUCUUCGCCAAAGAAGGCCUCUAAGGCCAAGGCCAAGAAAAGCGAUUAGUCAGCUUUACCGAUAGGGAGAGGAUAGACAUCACAUCUAAAAGACGACAACAGAAAUUCCGUUUUAGUAGAAGUACAAAAACAAAUGCUCCAACUACGUAGGUAAUUUUAGGCCAGGAGUUCAAUUAACGCUGUUCUCUAAGACAUUGCAAUUGUUUUUUGGCUCCACAUUUAGGUGUCGGUAACUGCAUUUCUCCUUAGUCAGGCCAGUAAAUUUGACUACUUCAGAAGUGAUGUAGGUUUUUGCAGAUAAGCAUGACUAAAAUAAGACAAGAGCGUAUGUUAUAUGCUUAGCUAAUUAAAUGCAGUUGGUUAAAUAAAAAAGUAACGAGUUAA